AUGACGACCUUCGAUGCUGAAACAUUCGCUUUCCUCUCCUCCAUCAAGGAGCCCGUCCUCGAAGACGGCGCAACGCGUACGAGGCUCCUCGACAUGAUGAACAAUCUCACAGCUCCCCACCCUUGCGAGAUCAUGCAGUGGCUUCAGAUGGCAGAGUUCCGCGACUUUGCCUCUGACAACUUGCUGGUUCAUUGUGUCCAGACCUGGGCUGGCUACAGAACCCAAACCCACUCGUUGUGGAUCUUUCUGCUUCUAGGCAAUUUCAUCGCGAGAAUGCUUGGGCGGGAAGGGUUUGAGUGCACAGUCGGGGGUACACGAUACCAGUGCGCUCGACCUGAAGAAGUGAAGAUGGAGCUGGAGUACAGGUAUAAUGAAUGGGCAUACGAGAUGGAGGACAUGGCGAUCGACAUGCCGUAUGCGUUUGGAGAUUCGUUGAUCUAA
This is a messenger RNA of Fusarium musae, 441 nucleotides long. RefSeq lists its product as uncharacterized. NCBI's taxonomy places the organism in Eukaryota, Fungi, Ascomycota, Sordariomycetes, Hypocreales, Nectriaceae. The transcript has a single exon. The record is from RefSeq and is a predicted model, not a curated record. The coding region runs from base 1 to 441 and encodes 146 amino acids.